Ilex paraguariensis (yerba mate) is the source of this 2071-nucleotide messenger RNA. NCBI's taxonomy places the organism in Eukaryota, Viridiplantae, Streptophyta, Magnoliopsida, Aquifoliales, Aquifoliaceae. The record is from the annotation of a GenBank genome assembly.
CCACUGGCUCCGGCACCGGCAACUUCUCCUAAAGCCUAAGUCUCCGAAACUGUAUCUUUCUUUAACCACACACCCUCCUCCCAUGGUAUCACUACUCUCUCAUUCCACAUCCAUUCACUUCACAUCUCAUCUUUUCUUCAACUCCCAACUCUGCCAGCAUGCACAUCCUUCUCAAUUCAAAUUUCGACCUCGCCGGACCAAUCUUUCUGUAAACUCACUCGAAAAGAACAGUUCUUUUUCCUCAAACACUCAAAACCAACCCCAAGAACCCCCAAGAACGUUGUUCCCAGGAGGGUUUAAGCGGCCCGAGAUCAAAGUACCCAAUAUUGUACUCCAAUUGAGUUCGGAAGAUGUACUAAGUGACAAGAGUGCUUUGGAUGUGAUUGACGGGGCGGUUAAGAAUCGAGUCGGGAUAGUGGUGCUCAAUGGUGGUGAAGGAAGUGGUGGGAAGUUGUACGAAGCUGCUUGUUUGUUGAAGUCGGUGAUUAGGGACCGGGCGUACUUGAUGAUUGCCGAGCGUGUUGAUAUUGCCGCCGCGGUUAAUGCCAGUGGGGUUGUGCUUUCCGAUCAAGGUCUCCCUGCCAUUGUGGCGAGGAAUGCAAUGAUGGACUCCAAAUCUGAAGCAAUAGUUCUUCCAUUAGUUGCAAGAGAUGUGCAGACUUUGAAUGCUGCUGUAAAUGCAUCUAAUUUUGAAGGUGCUGAUUUUCUUAUAUAUGGUAUUGAUGGAGAGAGGGAUCAUAAGGAACUGGUGAGCUCUGUAUUCGAGCAUGUGAAAAUUCCAAUUUUCAUCAUGAGCAACACGUGUGGAGUUGAGAAAUUGUUUAAUGAAGGAUCACAAUUACUCAAAUCAGGGGCUAGUGGUUUAGUUAUUUCAUUGGAAGAGUUGAAGUCCUUUGGUGAUGAUGAUCUGAGCAGAUUGUUUUACAGUAUUUAUGUACCAAAGGAGCCAAAACAUGAAAAAGUGCAAAGUUCUCAAAAAAUCUGGACAUUGGACACAGAUAAUGGAUUUCCAGGGAAAAAGAGGGUGGCCGGCUUUACUGAACUGGAGGAUAGAGAACAACAGAUCAUAGAAAAAGAGAGAUCGGUAUUGCUUGAAGCGAUAAAUGUCAUCCAGAGAGCUGCACCACUGAUGGAGGAAGUCUCACUUCUCAUUGAUGCUGUUUCUCAACUUGAUGAGCCAUUUUCACUGGUUAUAGUGAUGGAUGAUAGUACCCCAGGGAAAGGGGGAUUGGAUUUUCUUCAUGAUUGGACUCUCAGAAUAUGGAAAAAAAUUCCACUUGGUGAUGGGACAUCUGGAAAAUUGUUGUCUAUUAUGGGAACAUUGAAUCUUGUUCAAGAUUACUUUGUGAUUUAUGUUCCAUGCUUUUUGAGAAAAUUGCUUUUUAAGGGUGAAUUCAACUCUGGCAAAUCAACUGUGAUCAAUGCUCUUCUUGGCAAAAAGUACCUUAAAGAUGGGGUGGUUCCUACAACAAAUGAAAUAACUUUUUUACGCUAUUCUGAGUUGAAUCCCAAGGAGCAACAGUAUUGCGAAAGGCAUCCAGAUGGACAAUAUAUAUGCUACCUACCUGCUCAAAUUCUUAAAGAACAGAUGAUUAUUGUUGAUACACCUGGAACGAAUGUGAUUCUUCAGAGGCAACAACGUCUGACUGAGGAAUUUGUGCCUCGUGCAGAUUUGCUUCUUUUUGUAAUUUCUGCAGAUCGCCCAUUGACUGAAAGUGAGAAACUACUGGGUGAAUAUAUGACAUGGUUACAAUCAAAUAAUGCUCGUGAAGGAAGACUGUAUAAGGAAUUGUUUGAGAAAAGAUGGCCUUCAUUUAUUGAUCCACAAAAGCAGGCACAACUGGAGACUAGUGAGUUGCUGGGGAGAAAGUAUGAACUGAGCAUAAAAAUAAUAGAGAACUUCAGUGCUCCGGCUGCUUCCAAACUGUUUGAGCAAGAAAUUCGUGAAGUGUUCUUGGGAACUUUUGGUGGUCUAGGAGCAGCUGGUUUAUCUGCAUCACUUCUAACUUCUGUGCUACCAACAACCUUGGAAGAUCUUCUUGCUCUCGGUCUUUGUUCUGCUGGCGGGUAG